Molecule: messenger RNA, 249 nt
Organism: Guillardia theta CCMP2712
Lineage: Eukaryota; Cryptophyceae; Pyrenomonadales; Geminigeraceae
Exons: 2
Cellular component (GO): nucleus; cytoplasm
Molecular function (GO): protein binding
Source: RefSeq, a predicted model, not a curated record
CUCCACUGGGCAGGGAAGGGAGGGCAUGCAGAAGCAGCGAAGCUACUGAUCGAAGCAGGAUCGGACGUGAAGGCCAAGAACAUGAAGGGGAACAGCCCCCUGCAUGAGGCCUGCCAGCAUGGCGGAGCAGACAUAGUGAAGGUGCUCAUCGACGGUGGGUGUGAAGUUGACGGUCAGUCUGACGAUGGCGAGACGCCGCUGCACAAUGCCGCCUACCUUGGCUUCACCGACGCCACGAAAAUCCUCCUG